Colletotrichum destructivum is the source of this 1548-nucleotide messenger RNA. RefSeq names its product Putative P-loop containing nucleoside triphosphate hydrolase, SNF2-like domain superfamily. The record is from RefSeq and is a predicted model, not a curated record. The transcript is spliced from 5 exons. The coding region runs from base 1 to 1548 and encodes 515 amino acids. NCBI's taxonomy places the organism in Eukaryota, Fungi, Ascomycota, Sordariomycetes, Glomerellales, Glomerellaceae. Gene Ontology annotation, molecular function: ATP binding; ATP-dependent chromatin remodeler activity.
AUGGACAAGCCUGAGAUGUCAGAAGAGGAGGCCAAACUUCGUCGAGAGGCGUUAUAUCUCAUCUACAAGAAGGGGUGGCUCACCCAAAUGGACGAAGAGCCGCAGUCACUCGAAUUGCCGCCGAUGCCCGACUGGGAGGAGGCUGAGACUGAACUGCACAGGUUCAGAGAGAAGCUAUUCCACGACCUCGGAAAAGCCUUGGCCUCCGGAACAGUGUUGGCACCAAGUGCGUGGAAGGAAGGGUUGGAUGAGAACGAGCUGAGCAGCAGACAUCAGUUCCGCGACCAGUGGGAGGCGCUUCACACGCGCGCCAUCGAUGUCAUCGACAACCAAGACCUCGAAUUGCGACAAGAAGCUCGUAUAAGGGCCGUCGACCGGGAAGCCAUCGAUCGAGGCGAGAGCCCCGAACUGAGAGACGAGAAAAGAGACGAGACGAGAGACGAGAGACGAGUUGCAUUAAAUGGAUUGGUUCCACUUGAUAGACAUUACAGCGUACUGCGGUUUCUCGUCAGAUACGUUGCCCUUGGCAACUUUGUCCGUCUCAAUCAGGGAAAACUCGGACACCCUGGAAAAUACCAUCAUGCCGGGUCUUGUGACCGAGCGUGGCAGAAAAAGGCUUUCGAGCUUAUGAGAGAUUUCAUACGCGGCCCCCAAAGAGGCGUCAUCCUGGGCGACGGGAUGGGCUUGGGGAAGACUUUAACCGUCAUCGCGCUCAUCAUGCACCUGCGCCUGAAACCGUACGAAGGACCGGUUCUCGUCGGUCGCCAGCCAAAGGUUAUUGUGUGGGACAAUACGGAACUCACUACGAGCGAUCUCUUAGGAGGGGAUUACGACAUCGUCAUCACGAGCUACCACUUUCUCAUGCAUCGCGUUAAAGAGCUGGACUUUGGAACCCGUGUGGGUCAAUUUCUCUCACAUGGAACUAAAGAAGAGAUCAGCGUCGUCCGAAAGCUCAGAAGACUUUCGUUUGAAGUAGCAAGAGCCGUGACUCGUCCCAUGCCGGCUUCAAGGAUGCGAUGGAAGUUUUCGGCGCAACAUGAGACACACCAGGCCCUCCAUUCUCAACCGUACAAGAGAUUCGUCGGCACCACAGGCACUUUUAUGCCCAACAAGUGGACAGACAUAUACAGAAUGAUAGCCCUUUUGCCGGGCAACCCUUUCGACUCAUACGACCACUUCGUCAAAUCCUUCGGUACCAUUACCAAAGGGCGUCCAUCUGAGAGAUGCAAUGAAGCUGCACUCAUAUACUACCUUGACUCGCUGGUGGUCGCCCGACCCCAAAGAAUCCUUCGAUGUUUGGGUCACCGGUGGUACCCCGCUGGGCUCGGACAGACGACCCUACCGGCAGAGGAAGCAACGCCGCCAUGUGCAAGGCAACAGAGACCGAUUGAAAGCUGGUUCAAGGAGAACGAUAUUACCCUUGACAGCCCAACGCCUCGAAUCUUUUGGUUGGGUGAAGCGCCCAAGAUCACACACGGCCACCAGGAAACCGUUGCAAUGACGCAAAGACCAAGGAUGUCGAUACAAUCCAAGAGAUUCGUCUGUUGA